AUAUUUACAGUUAUUCAUAAAUUGUUCUGAUCUGUCAGAAACGCCUGGAAACUUUCCCUUCUUAUAAAACCGAGUAUAAAUCACAGCACGGACCAUGGCAGGACAGAGAGGGAAUUUCCACCUCUUCCUUGUUGUGCUGUCAGUUAGCAGACGAGGCUGCUGGGAAGUCGGUCCUUUCUCCAUGUGGAAGCAGCGUUUCCAGACUUCCUGACCUGUGUAUGUUCAGAGUGCGACGUGGAGCCAAAACAACACACACAGCAAUAAAGAUGACAACAACUCAGUUAAUGAACUUCGGACGCAGGGCAGCAGUCCUCCAGACAUUUAUUGGAUCGGAUCAAUGCCAUCCAGACGGUAUAAAUACUGAGUGACGGCUUCAGUCAGUCGCAGACGUCACAGAUCAGAUCACACACAUCAGGUGUCCUUUCUGGUGAUCAUCAUGAAGGUGUUGGCAGUAAUCCUCGCUCUGGCAGUCUUCUCAGGCUGCCAUGCACGAAGCGUUCCUCUGGAAGACUGGAAGGAGACAUGGGAGGUGACGGUUGACAAGUUUAAGGAUUACGUCACAGACCUGAACACAAGGGCCGACGAGAUGGUGAAGGACAUCAAGAGCUCCCAGAUCAGCAGAGAGCUGGACACCCUGAUCCAGGACAGCAUGUCGGAGCUGACCAUGUACAAGGACGACCUGCAGACCAAGCUGGCCCCCUACACCCAGGAGGCCGCGGAGCGUCUGGGAAAAGACCUGCAGCUGCUGACCGACAAGCUGCGAGGUCACAUGAACGAGGCCCGCGAGCAGGCGGAGGCUUACGCCCAGGAGCUGCAGACCAUGAUGGAGCAGAACGCCGACGACGUCAGGGUCCGAGUCUCCACCUACACCCGCAAGCUGAGGAAACGCCUCCACAAAGACACCCAGGAGAUCAAGAGUCAUGUUGCUGACUACGUUGAGGCGCUCCAGGCCCGUACCAUGGACAACGUGGAGGGAGUGAGGAUGAGACUGGACCCGUACGUCACUCAGGUGCGAGACAACGCCCAGGCCAAGAUCUCCACCCUGAACGAUCUGCUGCAGUCGCAGGUGGAGAGCAUCAAAACCAAGAUCCAGGGGGUGGCUGAGGACAUCAGGGAGCGCUUCGAGGACACCGCCGAGGACCUGAAGUCCACUCUGGAAGAGAAGAUAGUCGAGCUGCACAAGUGGUUCCAGCCCUACGUCAACAUAAUCAGAGAGAGCCUGUGAACCCGAAAUGAGUCUGGACUGUUGGUUUAUCCACCCUCUGCUGGUCUAAACUAGUUCAUGUUUGUAAGAAUCCAUCAAUAA
This is a messenger RNA of Melanotaenia boesemani (Boeseman's rainbowfish), 1306 nucleotides long. RefSeq names its product apolipoprotein Ea (gene apoea). Gene Ontology annotation, biological process: lipid transport; cholesterol catabolic process; negative regulation of neuron apoptotic process. NCBI's taxonomy places the organism in Eukaryota, Metazoa, Chordata, Actinopteri, Atheriniformes, Melanotaeniidae. Bases 437 to 1225 code for a protein of 262 amino acids. Gene Ontology annotation, cellular component: extracellular region; intermediate-density lipoprotein particle. The transcript has 5 exons. Gene Ontology annotation, molecular function: lipid binding. The record is from RefSeq and is a predicted model, not a curated record.